AAAAAUAAUCUUAAUGGUUUUAAGACAAUGUGGAUUCGAUUUAAUGAAGAAACUACUGACAAACAUCAAUUAUUUUUUAAAGAACAUUCGAUUAGAAAUCAAGAAUCAAAACAUCCUAGAGGAAGGACAUUAUUUAUGUUAAAUAUUCCUCCUUAUGUUACAUCAAAAAAUUUAAAGAAGAUAUUUAGUGAUUUGUGUGGAAUUGUUUCAAAUGUUCAUUUUAUAAUUUCUAAGGGAUUCAAAACAGCAUAUAUAAUUUUUGAAAAUGAAUCUGAUUUAGAGAAAGCAUUAGAAAUUUCUGAUGACUAUGUAAUAACAUUAAAUGAUGGGAAGAAUUAUUGUUUAACAGGAAUAAGAAAAUGGUGUAUUGAAUAUAAUCGUUCUGUAUGCAAUGAAAAAAAAAUGAAAAAGGAAAUUGAAACUUAUAUGCAAAAUUAUGAUAAAAGAAUUGCUGAGAAAAUAAUAAAAGAAAAAGUUAUGGAGGAAGAAGUACAAAAUAAUGAUGGUUGGGUAACUGUAACAGGACGAAAAAAGAGAGGACAAUUUGCACUUUCCAGAAAAGAAUCUACAAUUAAUAAAGUACAACAUAAAGAAGAACAAAAAAAUAAAAAAAAACAGUUACUUAACUUUUAUACUUUUCAAAUUCGUGAGAGUAAAAAACAAAAUUUGGCAGAAUUAAGAAAAAAAUUUGAAUUAGAUAAAAAAAGAUUACAAGAUUUAAAAUUAAAGAGAACAUUUAAACCAUUUUAACUUUUUAUGUAUAAUAUAAAAUAUAUUUAAUGAUAGAUAUUUUUAUAAAAUAUAUAUAUCAAAUUAAUUAUAUAAACAUUAAAUAGAUAUUUAUUAUUUUGUUUACAUUUAUAUUAUGACAUUACAUAUUAAAUUUAAAUUUAUUUACAAUUCCAUAAUGAAAAUAAUAAUAAUAAUAGAAAUUAAAUUUAUUAAGCAGCUUUGGAUGCAUAAGUCUGUAAUGUCCAUUCAAUUAAAAAAUGUUGAUAUGAUAGAGGUUGUAACAAAGCCAAUAAUUCUUCUGUAAAAAAAAUAUGAAUAAAUUAAUUUUUAAUUAAAAAUUAAUUUUAUAAUAAAGAA
Molecule: messenger RNA, 1089 nt
Organism: Apis florea (little honeybee)
Lineage: Eukaryota; Metazoa; Arthropoda; Insecta; Hymenoptera; Apidae
Product: ribosomal RNA-processing protein 7 homolog A
Biological process (GO): ribosomal small subunit assembly; rRNA processing
Cellular component (GO): CURI complex; UTP-C complex
Molecular function (GO): RNA binding
Source: RefSeq, a predicted model, not a curated record